AUGCCCCUCUUCACAAGCUUCGAGUGCGAGGAAUCGAAAGGCAAUAGGGCCUUGUUCGUGCGUGGCGAGUACGACCAGAACAAGUGUCUCUUGACGGUUCUGUUAGCGGUGUCGGCCGCUUAUCUGCGCUACAAGGACUUUCUAAGGACGUGGCUCCGUGGCCACGGCGUUUCUGGUUUGGAGUGGUGCGUCGCAGAUAACGACACGGAGAAGCUGUUCGACGUGUUCGUCUCGUUCAGCAGCAAAGACGUCGAAUGGAUACACGAUGAAAUCGUUCCGGGACUGGAGGCUAUGGACUUUUCGUACUGCACUUACGAGCGAAACUUCAAGGGCGGCUAUCUGCUUCAGGAUAUCAUUCGUGAUGCUGUCUCCUGCUCGCGGCGGUCGCUUCUUGUCCUUACAGAGAAUUUCUUGGCGAGUGAGUGGUGCCGCUUCGAGUUCCGGUUGGCACACCAGCGCGCUCUUCGGGACAACAUCAACCGGCUAGUCAUUGUCUUGGUGGACGAAAUUGACCCUGGUGAGCUCGAUGAAGACCUGCGGCUGUACGUGCGGUCAGCGAACUACCUGCGUUGGGGCGAACCAAACUUCUGGGACAGGCUAGUGUACUCACUGGACACGAAAGAAGCCCAGAGAAAGCUUAUCGUCAAGAGGGGCCCUGUGCACAUCACCUCCAAUGCUACCGACGACAUUGAGCUGAAUUAGCUCAUCUGG
Molecule: messenger RNA, 711 nt
Organism: Rhipicephalus sanguineus (brown dog tick)
Lineage: Eukaryota; Metazoa; Arthropoda; Arachnida; Ixodida; Ixodidae
Product: toll-like receptor Tollo
Exons: 3
Coding region: 1-702 (233 amino acids)
Biological process (GO): innate immune response; toll-like receptor signaling pathway
Cellular component (GO): membrane
Molecular function (GO): transmembrane signaling receptor activity
Source: RefSeq, a predicted model, not a curated record